UAAUUCAUCACUCAAAAUUCAAAACUAGAUAUAGGUUAUAUUAUUCAAGAUGUUAACCUCAAAAAGCAAAAAUUAGCAAAAAAGUAAGUUUUAAAAUGCCUCCAAAGAAAAACACAGCCAAAACAUCAAAGGAAACUAAAUCUGAUGGAGAUAAAGCUGGUGGCAAGGAGAAAAAGGGUGGAAAUGCUGUCAAAGUGAGGCAUAUUUUAUGUGAAAAGCAGGGUAAAUGUCUUGAAGCUCUUGAAAAAUUAAAAGCAGGUCAAAAAUUCGUAGAAGUUGCCACCGCAUAUAGUGAAGAUAAAGCUCGACAGGGUGGUGACUUGGGCUGGAUGACAAGAGGUUCCAUGGUAGGCCCAUUCCAGGACGCUGCUUUUGCACUUCCAAUAUCAACAGUGAACAACCCCAUUUACACAGAUCCUCCUGUCAAAACCAAAUUUGGUUAUCACAUCAUUAUGGUUGAGGGCAAAAAAUAAAAACUAUUAUUUACAUGUGUUGUUAAUUAAGACUGUAUUUGUAUUAUUAAAUAAAGCACCAUAAAAUAUC
Molecule: messenger RNA, 543 nt
Organism: Agrilus planipennis (emerald ash borer)
Lineage: Eukaryota; Metazoa; Arthropoda; Insecta; Coleoptera; Buprestidae
Product: peptidyl-prolyl cis-trans isomerase NIMA-interacting 4
Exons: 2
Coding region: 96-473 (125 amino acids)
Biological process (GO): rRNA processing
Molecular function (GO): DNA binding; peptidyl-prolyl cis-trans isomerase activity
Source: RefSeq, a predicted model, not a curated record